This is a messenger RNA of Vitrella brassicaformis, 2815 nucleotides long. The record is from the annotation of a GenBank genome assembly. NCBI's taxonomy places the organism in Eukaryota, Vitrellaceae.
AUGGCCAGGAGGAAAGUGGCGGUCUUCCUGAUGCAGAAUGGAGCGGCCCCUGACGUGUCUGACGUGUAAGCGCGCGCGUGAAUUGAUGGGCUGCAUGUCAUUGGCAAUGGUUGUUGGUGACCUGUCUGUCUGUCUGUCUGUCUGUCUUUGGUUUGUGUCAGAAUGACUCACCAACACCAAAGUGAGGAACAGCGCUUACACGAUUGGCACCUCUGCUGCACAUUUGUUGUGUGAUGGGGCUCUUCGUUUGUCCCUCCCGCCCUUCAGCCCCCAUCGACCUCUGCAGCGAUGCAGGCAUGAUAUCCACACAAAGGAUACUGAGCGGACAUUUCCUCACUUGUGUAUGUCUCUGUCUCUGUCCCCUGUCUGUCUGUCUGUCUGUCUGCAGUCUUGAGGGAUGCGCUGAGGAAAUAUCUGCAGUAUGCGCGCAACGGCAACAAGCGGCACAUGUUCAACUGGGAGGCGUCAAUCGGCACACGUAGGAAGAUGAGAGUGCAGAGAAAGAAACCACAUUAAUGGAAGCGCAAGUGCAGCCAGCAACUUCACCAGCUGUCCUUUGUCAUCCAUCAUUGUGCAGUCCGCGAUGCGGGUGGGGCUACACAGUCAGUGACAUAUGAGCCGUUCUUUGUCCCGAGGUGACCCACAGAGCCUCUCCCUUCCCUGCCUGUUCGUUUAGGCGCGUCAUGUCUCGCUCUGUCUGUCAGGGCCGCUGCGGUGCGAUCGCUGGACUCGAACAUCAAAAACCGGCUCAGGCAGCUCGGUGUGGUGGGGGAGGGCAGGGUGGCGCGUAGGUUGACUCUCGUCUCCAUCCAUGGGAACUAACUCGAUAUGUGUCCAGGUGUCAUCUUCUGCAAUGUCAACCCGGGUGUCGGUUUGGCUUUUCUGGUUGCGACGGGCUGCGUGCGGGACUACCCCGUGGAGCUGGCGCAAUUCUUCUUCAAAUACGCGGUGAGCAUGUGAUGGAGAGCGGGUGAAUGGGAGAUUGAUUGAGGUCGUUGCCGGUGUCACAGGUGUCACCCGAGGCUUUGGGUCACUUCCUCGGCGAAAACUACAGGUACACGGAUGGCUGCCGUAGCUCCCUGUGUUUCCAUUGCUGUCCAUUUCCUCGUCUCAGCCUCUCCCAGAUUUUGCGGCUUGAGUUCCUCAACCUCCUGUAAGUCAGUGAGUAGCCAGCAUGAUGCCAGGCAAACGAGUGUCCAUUUGUUCUCCGCUUCAACAUACAGGCUUGACCACGAGCCGUCGAUGACAUUGCCCGAGGUCAUCCUGAGCACCUUCACCCGCGUUGCCGUCCUGCCCGCUUUCCAGGUGGGUGGCCAAGCCAUCCAUCGCAUAUCGCACGUGGAGGCCUCAUGGGUGCUGGCUGGGACGGCUCGCAGGCACUCGACCGCAUCAUUCACGCUCUUGCGCACGUGUGGUGGAGGAAGGAGCGCAUGCACACGGCCAAGAACGUACACACACACAGAGGCGGAUAGAUACGCCUACACAAAUGUCUGAAUGCAGUGCUGGUUGUCUCUCUGUGUGUCAGAGGGAAGAAGGUUCCGCGAUGGAUGGCCUGACGUUGGGUGCGCUGCAGCUGACGUCGAUCGACGGCCUCUGCCAGCUGUUGUUCAACUGUGUGAUGCUGGCGUGGGCGAUGCAGAGGGCCACAGACAGCAGCUGCAGUGAGGACGAUGUGCAUGUGCCAGAGGUCGAUGUCAACGCAUGGGUACGUGAAUGAGCAAGACAAAGGCGGAAAGCAAAUGAGCACCUUUUCCUUUCAUUUCUGUCAUUUCUGCAGAUGGCGCUGAAUGCUGGUAUGGAUGACGGCGAUGCCAUCCCCUUGGCAACGCAGCAGCGGCUGUAUCAUGACAUUGAGAGCAUACACCACCGACUGCAGGUGGGUGACAGGAAAUGCAACCAAACAGACACACCGAAGGAGAGAGAGGACACAUACACAUACUGAAAGGGCGGAAGGGCGGCCUGUGUGUCUCCUUUGCUGUAUCCAGCUGCCGAAGACCUUCUUUGGCAACUGUCAAUCGACUCUUCCCACCUCGCUGGACAACCACACCCAGUCGUACAUCGACCGCUGCACCCUCCACAGCAGCACCAUGCUGGCGCCCAACAACUCACCACUCCCAUUUAUGGGAGACUCCGUCCGCUCAUCCCUGCAGGUGCGGAUGGAGUCCUUUGGGGCCAACCACACCCACAGCGACAGGACACGAGACACGGAUACCAAUGAGCGCGGGACUGCUCUGCCGUCGUCACGAUCGUCAAGUGGGAGACACGUCAGCGCAAUGACAGCUGUGGGGGCCAAGCCGCCCGCCGGCAGGAGAGUGGAGAGAGGGAAGUCUGCACGGGGUGGGGGUGGUCUUCGGGAGCUGACUUUCACGCUUGUCCAGGGGGGUCUGUUGUUCAUGUCGACCUGUGAGCGGUCAGUGGUGCCUGACGCCUUCGUCCACCUGCCCAUGGUGGAGGUGGUGGACUGGAAGGAGAGCCAGAGGCUGUUCACUUUGGGAGGGAGACAUGGUGCCAACCUUCAGGUGACAGACAACUGAGCCCUUACAUCCAUAAAUAAAUGGAUCCAUACGUGUCGACUGUGGGUUGUGAGUGGCCAUGUUAUGUUGGUGGCUGCAGAUUGUCUAUUUGCUGGAGGAUGCGAGGUGGCAGGUGGUGGAGGUGCCCCGUGUGUGCCUCAAGGCGCAGUCAGACUGGUCAUUCAAUACCUGGAUGCAACACCUGCACACAGUACAGACCAACGACUGACCGAUUGACUGUGCAUUGUAUGUACAUCGGCGUUCUCGCGCAUGAUUGUUGCCCAGAUGUGAUGACUUUUGAC